AUGUCAUCUGUUUCUGAAAAUGGAGAUGCCCCUGCUGGAAAACAAAAUGAGGAGAAAACAUAUAAAAAGACCGCAUCAUCUGCUAUUAAAGGAACUAUUCAGCUGGGAAUAGGAUACACAGUAGGUAACCUCACCUCUAAGCCAGACAGAGAUGUACUUAUGCAAGACUUCUAUGUAGUGGAAAGUGUAUUUCUACCCAGUGAAGGAAGCAAUUUGACCCCUGCUCAUCAUUACCCCGACUUCAGAUUUAAGACAUAUGCUCCUCUAGCUUUCCGUUACUUCAGAGAACUUUUUGGUAUCAAACCUGAUGAUUACUUGUAUUCAAUCUGCAGUGAGCCUUUAAUAGAAUUAUCCAACCCGGGUGCCAGUGGGUCUUUAUUUUUUGUAACUAGUGAUGAUGAGUUCAUCAUCAAAACAGUUCAACACAAAGAGGCUGAGUUUCUUCAGAAGCUGUUACCAGGUUACUACAUGAAUUUGAACCAGAAUCCAAGGACACUCUUACCAAAAUUUUAUGGACUAUACUGUGUUCAGUCGGGGGGCAUUAACAUCAGAAUCGUUGUGAUGAACAAUGUUUUGCCUCGGGCAAUGAAAAUGCAUUUCACAUAUGACUUGAAAGGCUCUACUUAUAAACGGAGAGCAUCAAGAAAAGAAAGGGAGAAGUCCAACCCCACAUUUAAAGACUUGGAUUUUUUGCAAGAGAUGCAUGAAGGACUGUAUUUUGACUCAGAAACGUACAGCGCACUGAUGAAAACACUACAGAGGGAUUGCCGAGUGCUGGAAAGCUUUAAAAUCAUGGAUUAUAGUCUGCUGCUGGGGAUCCAUGUAUUGGACAGUAUCACAAAAGAGAAGGAUGGGGAGAGUUCCCAGAAUGCAUCUGAUGCCAAACGUCAUGGGGGACAGAAAGUUCUCUAUUCUACAGCUAUGGAAUCCAUACAGGGUCCUGGAAAGUCUGGGGAAUCUGUCAUCACAGAAGCUACAAAUACAAUGGGAGGCAUUCCAGCUAAAAGCCAUAAAGGAGAGAAGCUGCUUCUAUUUAUGGGUAUUAUUGAUAUCCUACAGUCUUACAGGUUAAUGAAGAAGCUAGAACAUUCCUGGAAAGCACUUGUUUAUGAUGGGGACACUGUUUCAGUCCACAGACCAAGUUUUUAUGCAGACAGGUUUUUAAAGUUCAUGAGUUCGAGGGUUUUCAAAAAAGUUCAAGCUCUAAAGUCCUCUCCUUCCAAGAGACGAUGCAGUUCCAUUGUAGCCCUAAAGGCAACAUCACAAGAAAUUGUGUCUGCUGUUAGCCAAGAUUGGAAGGAUGAAAAGCAUGACAUGCUUACUGAAGGACAAAGCUUUUCCAGCCUUGAUGAAGAAGUAUUAAGCUCACGGCACCGUCCGGAUUUAGUGCCAAGCACUCCAUCUCUAUUUGAAGCAGCUUCCUUAGCAACCACUAUUUCUUCUUCUUCUUUGUAUGUAGAUGAACAAUAUCAACGUGAUGGAACUCUGCUUUAUUCCAGCAGUAAAGGGUUACCUUCGAGUUCAACGUUCACCCUAGAAGACAGUGCCAUCUACUUGACUUCAGAACAGAGCACACUGGAAAUGGAAAAUGAUAAUGCUUCAGUUUUGGAUGUCUAUUUAAAUCGUAAGGGAAGUGCAGUAGAUCUAAUAUUCUUGGACUUCAGCAAAGCAUUUGUCACAGUACCACAGAGGAAAUUAUUUAGUGAAAUUAGGGAAGAGGCAGAUCAGUACAAGCAUUUCAUCGACUAUGGAUUAAAACAAUGCAACAGAGAUACAAAUGGCCUAAAAUGGAACAAUUCAAGGCUAUUUGAUCUAGACUUUGCUGACAACAUCGCUCUUAUCAGUGAAGAUGCCAACGGACUACAAAAAUGCACAAACCAACUAAAAGAAGUAAUGGAGAAGAUAGGGACAGAAAUCAAAAUUGAAGAAGAGAAACUCGAGAAGGUGGACAAUUUUACAUAUCUUGGAAGUACCAUGAGCCAAGAUGGCACUAGUUCCGAGGAAAUAAAAAGAAUCGGGAAGGCAAAGGCUGAAUUUGGAAGACUCAAAAACAUCUCCCUCAAGACAAAACUGAAUGUGUACAAAGCAAUUGUUAUCGCCAUCACAACAUAUAGCACAUAUAGAUACUUUCACAGCGAGUUAGAACCAGAAAAUGCAGAGGAAGGGAACAACUGA
Emys orbicularis (European pond turtle) is the source of this 2175-nucleotide messenger RNA. RefSeq names its product phosphatidylinositol-4-phosphate 5-kinase type 1 beta (gene PIP5K1B). Gene Ontology annotation, biological process: phosphatidylinositol phosphate biosynthetic process. The transcript has 17 exons. Gene Ontology annotation, molecular function: 1-phosphatidylinositol-4-phosphate 5-kinase activity. The coding region runs from base 1 to 2175 and encodes 724 amino acids. The record is from RefSeq and is a predicted model, not a curated record. Gene Ontology annotation, cellular component: plasma membrane. Lineage: Eukaryota; Metazoa; Chordata; Testudines; Emydidae.